Messenger RNA from Moesziomyces antarcticus, 7167 nucleotides. Its product is annotated as pre-mRNA-processing-splicing factor. Bases 1 to 7167 code for a protein of 2388 amino acids. Gene Ontology annotation, cellular component: U5 snRNP; catalytic step 2 spliceosome. Gene Ontology annotation, molecular function: U2 snRNA binding; metallopeptidase activity; U1 snRNA binding. The transcript has a single exon. Lineage: Eukaryota; Fungi; Basidiomycota; Ustilaginomycetes; Ustilaginales; Ustilaginaceae. The record is from RefSeq and is a predicted model, not a curated record. Gene Ontology annotation, biological process: spliceosomal tri-snRNP complex assembly; mRNA splicing, via spliceosome.
AUGUCAGGCCCGCCUGGCUACCGCGGUCCUCCCCCCAGCGCACCCGCCGCAAUGAGGGGCCCACCACCGGGCAUGCCUCGAUCCGGCCCAUCAUCGGCCGCCGCAUCCAGCUCGUCGCGCCGCGAGCCACCACCCCUCACCGCCGAACAGCUCCAGGCAAAAGCACGCAAAUGGCAGCAGACACAGAGUCGUCGCUUCGGCGACCGCACCGGCAAGUCCGCAUUCGUAGACACGGGCAAGCAGGACAUGCCCCCCGAGGUGCUCCGCAAGAUCAUCAAGGAGCACGGCGACAUGACCAACCGCAAGUACCGCCAGGAUAAGCGCGUCCACCUCGGCGCGCUCAAGUACCUCCCGCACGCCAUGAUGAAGGUGCUCGAAAACAUCCCCAUGCCCUGGGAGCAGCUCCGCGACGUCCCCGUCCUCUACCACAUCACCGGCGCCAUCACCUUCAUCAACGAGGUGCCCCGCGUCAUCGAACCCGUCUUCCACGCUCAGUGGGCCACCAUGUGGAUCGCCAUGCGCAGAGAGAAGCGCGACCGUCGCCAUUUCAAGCGCAUGCGAUUCCCGCCCUUUGACGACGAGGAACCCGUCGUCGACUACUCGGACAACCUCCUCGACGUAGAGCCCCUCGAGGCCAUCCAGCUCGAGCUCGACGAGGACGAAGACGGUCCCGUCAUCGAUUGGUUCUACGAUCACAAGCCGCUCAUCUCCAACAAGGCCCACGUCAACGGCUCCUCCUAUCGCUUCUGGAACCUCGACUUGCCCCAGAUGGCCACCCUCCAUCGUCUCGGCCGCACCCUCCUCAGCGAGGCCUCCUCCGCCGGCGACCGCAACGCCUUCUACCUCUUCGACAAAAAGGCCUUCUACACCGCAAAGGCGCUCAACAUGGCCAUCCCCGGCGGGCCCAAGUUCGAGCCCCUCUACAAGGACACCGACGGCUUCGACGACGACUUUACCGACUUUACCGACUUCCGCAAGGUCAUCAUCCGCCAGCAGAUUCGCACAGAGUAUCGCGUCGCUUUCCCGCACCUCUACAACUCGAGGCCACGCGCAGUCCACAUCGGCGUCUAUCACGAGCCCGCCAAUGUCUACAUCCGCUCCGACGACAUCGAUCAGGCCUUCUACUUUGAUCCCGCCAUCAACCCCAUCUCGGCGCGCACCCUCGCCAGCACCGGCGCCUUCCGCGACACCUACGACGACGGCACCCCUGUCCUCAGCCACGAAGACCAAGUAUUCGGCCCGGGCGUCGAUGGAGACGACGAGCUGCCAGACGAAGUGGCCUUCUCCUUGCCCGACGAGAUCGAGCCCUUCCUCCAAGAUGCGCCGCUCGAGAACGACCUCACCGCAGACGCCAUCGCGCUCUGGUGGGCUCCCAAGCCCUACUCGCUACGCAGCGGUCGCACACGCCGCGCCGUCGACGUCCCCUUGAUACAGCCCUGGUGCCUCGAGCAUUGCCCACCAAACCAGCCCGUCAAGGUGCGCGUCAGCUACCAGAAGCUGCUCAAGUCGUACGUCUACAACAGCCUCCACACCACAAAGCAAAAGGUGCACAAGCGCACCAACCUGCUCCGAGAGCUCAACAACACCAAGUUCUUCCAAAACACCUCGAUCGACUGGCUCGAGGCGGGUCUCCAGGUCGCCAAGCAGUCGUUCAACAUGAUGAAUCUGCUCAUCCACCGCAAGGGCGCAUCCUACCUCCACCUCGACUACAACAUGAACCUCAAGCCCACAAAGACCCUCACCACCAAGGAGCGCAAGAAGAGCCGCUUCGGAAACGCCUUCCACCUCGUCCGCGAGCUCAGCCGCGUCAUGAAGCUCGUCGUCGACGCACACGUACAGUUCCGCCUCGGCUCCAUCGACGCCUUCCAGCUCGCAGACGGCCUCCAGUACCUCUUCAACCACGUCGCCACGCUCUCGGGCAUCUACAGGUACAAGUACCGCUCCAUGCGCCAGAUCCGCGCCUGCAAGGAUCUCAAGCACGUCAUCUACUACCGCUUCAACGCCGCCGGCGUCGGCAAGGGUCCCGGCGUCGGCUUCUGGGCGCCCUCGUGGAGGGUCUGGAUCUUCUUCCUGCGCGGCAUCGUGCCGCUGCUCGAGCGUUGGCUCGGCAAUCUGCUCGCACGCCAGUUCGAGGGAAGAGGAGGCCGCAGCGGCGCGCAGUCCAUCACCAAGCAGCGCGUCGAGUCCGCCAUGGACCUCGAGCUGCGUGCCGCCGUGAUGCACGACAUCCUCGAUGCCAUGCCCGAGGGCAUGCGCCAGAACAAGGUCAAGACCAUCAUGAGCCACCUCCAGGAGGCCUGGCGCGCGUGCCGCAGCAACACGCCGUGGAGCCCGAAUCUGCCGGCGCCCAUCGAGAACCUCAUCCUGAGGUACGUCAAGCAGAAGUUCGACUGGUGGACCUCCGUGGCCCAUCAGCAGCGCGCCAGGAUCGCCCGCGGUGCGACCGUGGACAAGGCCGCCGUGCGCAAGAAUCAGGGCAGAUUGACCCGUCUCUUCCUGCGUGCAGAGCAGGAGAGGCAGGCAGACUAUCUCAAGAGCGGUCCCUACAUCACCUCCGAGGUCGGCGUCGCCGCCUUCACAGCCACCGUGCAGUGGCUCGAGGCGCGCCGCUUCAGCCCCAUCCCGUUCCCGAGUCUUAACAACAAGCACGACGUCAAGCACCUCGUGUUGGCGCUCGACUCGCUCAAGGAGGCGUACUCGGUCAAGGGCCGUCUGAACCAGAGCCAGCGCGAGGAGCUCGCGCUCAUCGAGCAGGCGUUCGACAAUCCGCACGAGACGCUCGCACGCAUCAAGCGACUCAUGCUGACACAGCGCGCAUUCAAGGAGGCCGGCUUCGACUUCUUCGACACCUUCUCCAAGCUCACGCCCACCUACGACAUCGAGCCCAUUGAGAAGAUCACCGACGCCUAUCUCAGCCAGUACCUCUCGUACGAGGCCGACAAGCGCCAGCUCUUCCCGGCAUGGAUCAAGCCCAGCGACUCGGAGCCGGCGCCGCUGCUCGUGUACAAGUGGUGCAACGGCAUCAACAACGCGCACGACAUCUGGGACACUUCCGAGGGCCAGUGCAACGUGCUCAUGGAGACGACGCUCAGCAAAGUGUUUGAAAAGAUCGACCUCACGCUGCUCAAUCGCCUGCUGCGCCUCGUCAUGGACCACAAUCUGGCCGACUACAUCACCGCCAAGAACAACAUCUCGAUCGUCUUCAAGGACAUGUCGCACGUCAACUCGUAUGGCUUGAUCCGCGGCUUGCAGUUCAGCUCGUUCGUGUUCCAGUACUACGGUCUCGUGCUCGAUCUGCUCAUCCUCGGUCUGCAGCGCGCCAACGAGAUGGCGGGUCCGCCCAACAUGCCCAACGGCCUCUUCCAGUUCCGCGAUACCGCCACCGAGACACGACACCCGGUGCGCCUCUACACGCGCUACGUCGACCGCAUCCACAUCCUCUACCGCUUCACCGCCGACGAGGCGCGCGACCUCGUCCAGCGCUACCUCACCGCCAACCCGGAUCCGAACAACAGCAACGUGAUCGGCUACAACAACCGCAAGUGCUGGCCGCGCGACGCGCGCAUGCGCCUCGUCAAGCACGACGUCAAUCUCGGCCGUGCCGUGUUCUGGACGGUCAAGAACAGCCUGCCGCGCUCGCUCACCACCAUCGAGUGGGAGGACACGUUCUGCUCCGUGUACAGCAAGGACAAUCCGAACCUGCUCUUCUCCAUGCUCGGCUUCGAGGUGCGCAUCCUGCCCAAGAUGCGCCAGGAGGACGUCGAUGUGGCGCGCGACGGCGUCUGGCCGCUCGUCCAGGCAAGCUCGGGCGAGCGCACCUCCACCGCGUUCCUGCGCGUGUCCGAGGAAGGCAUCGCCAACUUUAGCAACCGCGUCCGCGCGCUGCUCAUGUCGGCCGGCGCCGCGCCGUUCAGCAAGAUCGCCAACAAGUGGAACACGUGUCUGAUCGCGCUCAUGACGUACUACCGCGAGGCGGUCGUCAAUACCGAGGAGAUGCUCGACCUGCUCGUCCGGAGCGAGAACAAGGUGAUCAACCGCAUCAAGUCCGGCGUCAACUCCAAGAUGCCCUCGCGAUGGCCCAUCCACAUCCUCGCUUCGCCCAAGGAGCUCGGCGGUCUCGGCAUGCUCUCCAUGGGCCACGUGCUCAUCCCCGCAUCCGACCUCAAGUACUCGCGCCAGACCACCACGGGCAUCACGCACUUCCGAGCUGGUCUGUCGAACCAGGAGGACCAGCUGCUGCCGGCGUUGUACCGCUACAUUACGCCGUGGGCGUCCGAGUUUGAAGACUCGGCGCGUGUGUGGCAGGAGUACGCGCAGAAACGCAAGGAGGCCAACGAGCAGAACCGACGCCUGACGCUCGAGGAUCUCGAGGACUCGUUCCACCGCGGUCUGCCACGCAUCGCCACGCUCUUCCAGAAGGACCGCACGAUCCUGUCGUACGACAAGAUGUGGCGCGUGCGCCAGGAGUUCAAAAAGUAUCAGAUCGCCAAGUCGCAGCCGUUUGCGUGGACGAAUCAGCGUCACGACGGCAAGCUGCACAACCUCAACCAGCUGCGCACGGACACCAUCGCGGCGCUCGGCGGUGUCGAGACGAUCCUCGAGCACUCGCUCUUUGCAGCGACGGGCCACCCGACUUGGGAGGGCCUGUUCUGGGAAAAGUCGUCGUCGUUCGAGGAGAGCAUGCAGCAGAAGCGGCUCACGAAUGCGCAGCGAUCGGGUCUGUCCCAGAUCCCCAACCGUAGGUUCACGCUGUGGUGGUCGCCCACGCUCAACCGCAGCAGCGUGUACAUUGGCUUCCAGGUGCAGCUCGACCUGUGCGGAGUGCUCAUGUCCGGCAAGAUGCCUUCGCUCAAGAUUUCGUACAUCCAGCUCUUCCGCGCGCAUCUGUGGCAGAAGAUCCACGAGUCGGUGGUGAUGGACCUGUGCCAGGUGUUUGACCAGGAGCUCGAGGCGCUCUCGAUCGAGACGGUGCAGAAGGAGACGAUCCAUCCGCGAAAGUCGUACAGGCUCACGGCGUCGAGCUCGGACAUCCUGCUGUUUGCCAGCUACAAGUGGCCGAUGUCGCGGCCGUCGCUGCUGACCGACUCGCGCGACGUGAUGGACGGCUCGAGCGGCAACAAGUGGUGGGUCGACGUGCAGCUGCGCUGGGGCGACUACGACUCGCACGACAUCGAGCGCUACUGCCGCGCCAAGUUCCUCGACUACACCACGGACAACACCUCGAUCUAUCCGUCGGCCACCGGCGCGCUCGUGGGCAUCGACCUGGCGUACAACAUCCAUUCGGCCUACGGCAUCUGGUUCCCAGGCAGCAAGCCGCUCAUCCAGCAGGCCAUGGCCAAGAUCAUGAAGGCCAACCCGGCGCUGUACGUGCUGCGGGAGCGCGUGCGCAAGAGUCUGCAGCUGUACAGCUCGGAGCCGACGGAGCCGUACCUCAACUCGAACAAUUACGCCGAGCUGUUCAGCAACCAGAUCAUCUGGUUCGUCGACGACACCAACGUCUACCGCGUCACCAUCCACCGCACCUUCGAGGGCAACCUGGUGACCAAGCCGAUCAACGGCGCCAUCAUCAUCCUCAACCCGCGCACGGGCCAGCUCUUCCUCAAGAUCAUUCACACGUCCGUGUGGGCGGGGCAGAAGCGUCUGGGCCAGCUGGCCAAGUGGAAGACGGCCGAGGAGACGAUUGCGCUGGUGCGCAGUCUGCCCGUCGAGGAGCAGCCGAAGCGCAUCAUUGUGUCGCGCAAGGGCAUGCUCGAUCCGCUCGAGACGCACUCGCUCGACUUCCCCAACCUGUCGAUCGUGGGCUCGGAGCUGCAGCUGCCGUUCCAGAGCUUCCUGAAGCUCGAGGCGAUCGGCGAUCUGGUGCUCAAGGCGACGCAGCCGCAGAUGGUGCUCUACUCGUCGUACGACAACUGGAUGACCAACGUGAGCAGCUUCACGGCGUUUUCGCGGCUGAUCCUGCUGCUGCGCUCGCUGCACGUCAACCAGGAGAAGGCCAAGAUCAUCCUGCGGCCGCAUCCGGGCGUCGUGACGGAGGCGCACCAUCUGUGGCCGACGCUGACGGACGAGGAGUGGAUCAAGGUGGAGAUCCAGCUGCGCGAUCUGAUCCUCGCCGACUUUGGCAAGCGCAACAACGUCAAUGUCAACUCGCUCACCUCGUCCGAGAUCCGCGACAUUAUCCUGGGCAUGACGAUCCAGGCGCCGUCGGUGCAGCGCCAGCAGAUGGCCGAGGUGGAGAAGACGGCCGAGGCGCAGCAGCAGGUGACGGCGACGCAGACGCGCACCGUCAACGUGCACGGCGAGGAGAUCCAGACGGUCACCACGACGCAGUACGAGAACAAGCUGUUUAGCUCCAAGUCGGACUGGCGCGUGCGUGCGCUGAGCGCCACGAAUCUGCCGCUGCGAUGCCAGCAUCUGUACGUGUCGAACGACGACAUUCGCGACGACGUGGGCAGUCUGACGUAUGUCAUGCCCAAGAACAUCCUCAAGACGUUUAUUGUGAAUGCGGAUCUGCGCACGCAGGUGGCGGGAUACAUGUACGGCGUAUCUCCCGCGGAUGCACCGAGCAUCAAGGAGAUCAAGGUGAUCGUGUGGGUUCCACAGCGCGGCUCGAACCACCGCGUCGAGCUCCCGGACACGCUUCCCGAGCACGAAUUCAUGCUCAAGGAUCUCGAGCCGCUAGGUUGGAUCAAGACUUCGGCUGUGGAUGUGCCGCACCUGCCGCCGCAAGACGUGGCGGUGCAUGCACGCACCAUGGCGGCGCAUCCGGAGUGGAGCGCCUCGACGAUCUGCAUUACGUGUGCCUUUACUCCCGGCUCGGUGUCGCUCUCUGCGCACAGUCUGAGCGUGGCCGGGUUCGAGUGGGGACGCAAGGCGAGCGACGCGGAUGUGGCGAGUGCGGCGGGAUUCAACCCGGCCACGAUGGUCGACAAGACGCAGCUGCUGCUGUCGGACCGCAUCCUGGGCACCACGCUCGUGCCCACGGAGCGCGUGUGGAACUACGGCCUCAGCUUGAGCGCCCAGUGGACGAGCAGCAUCAAGUACGGCUUGGUGCUCGACAGGCCCGCCGCAUUCUGGGACGAGCUGCACAGACCGCACACCUUCCUCUCGUUCACCAACGAGCAGGAUGCAGCUGACGACGUGGCCGACUGGCAAGACGCCUUUGCCUAA